GAGUCUACACAAUAUGCAUAUCACGAUAACAUCAUUAUAGCCCUAUUGUAGGGGCUUCGCAAUCAUCAUGACUUGUCCAUUCUGCAGCAUAGCAUCCAACUACCCACCAUCCUCAUCUCUCGCAAACCCAGACCUCACCACUCCAUCCGCAUUUGUAGUCCUCAGCACACCUCAGUGCAUGGCAUUUCUCGAUAUUAUGCCGCUUUCUCCUGGACAUCUACUAGUCACAACUCGUAAUCACAAUGAAAAAUUAUCGGACGUGAGUGAAGAAGAAGCGCGAGAGCUGGGUGAAUGGCUCCCGAGACUAUCUCGAGUGUUAGCUAAGGUCACCGGUGUGUGGGACUGGAAUAUUGUUCAAAACAACGGAGCGGCUGCAGCGCAAGUGGUACCGCAUGUACAUUUUCACAUUAUCCCGAGACCGGGGCUAACUCCCGAGUUACGCAAUCGAUCUUUUACGAUGUUUGGGAGGGGGCAGAGAAGCGAGUUGGAUGAGGAUGAGGCCAAGGUUUUAGCGGCGCAAUUGAGGGAGGAAUUGGGGAGAGAGAUGGAGGGGAUUGGGAAGGGCAAACUAUAGAAGGCGUUUAUUGAAUAUACCAAGCACGCGUGCGAGAUUGAGAUAGGAAAGUGAGAUAUCCGUAUCUGGGAGCUGUUUAUUAAUGUAUGAGAGCAAAGGAUCGAUUGGGAGAGGAAGUAAAUUGUACAAUAAAGAUGGGACGCACAGGAACGGUGUGCAUAUACUGGUUGGACAUAAUACAAAGGUUCUCAUAGGCUAUGCUGAAGUUUUGGAACAUGCUUGGAUCUCGGGUUAUGAUAAACACAAUGCUUGGGGAGGGUGGCAUGAAUACGGCACCGAGUGCGUCGAAAGAGGAGCAACUAAGCAGCCACUAAUCAAAAAGAAC
Molecule: messenger RNA, 899 nt
Organism: Botrytis cinerea B05.10
Lineage: Eukaryota; Fungi; Ascomycota; Leotiomycetes; Helotiales; Sclerotiniaceae
Exons: 2
Coding region: 68-574 (168 amino acids)
Biological process (GO): nucleotide metabolic process
Molecular function (GO): catalytic activity
Source: RefSeq, a predicted model, not a curated record